CCACGCCCGCCGGAAGAGCCGGCAGCCCGGGCGCUGCUUCUGGCGCCAGACUGCCCUGGCCGAGAGUAGGUCGCGAGCCCUGAGAUGCGGCCUCAGGAUAGCGCCGGGGCCGUGGAGCUCGAGGAGCCCGGGCUGCCGCUGACGGACGAUGCUCCCCCGGGCGCCAGUGAGGAGCCGGCGGCCGCCGAGGCAGGGGGGGCGCCAGACAGCGGCAGGUGCUGGCUCUGCCUUUCCUCGCGGUGUUGCUCCCGCACCGAGCCGGAAGCCAAGAAGAAAGCACCCUGUCCUGGACUUGGCUUGUUUUACACAUUAUUGUCUGCCUUCUGUUUCUCAGUGAGCUCUUUAUUGGUUAAAAAAGUGCAAGACGUCCAUGCUGUAGAGAUUAGUGCAUUUCGAUGUGUGCUUCAAAUGCUAAUUGUUCUCCCUUGCUUAAUAUACAGAAAAACUGGGUUUAUAGGCCCAAAAAGUCAUCGAAUUUUCCUCAUUCUCAGAGGAGUCCUUGGUUCUACCUCCAUGAUGCUUAUAUACUAUGCUUUCCAGACAAUGGCCCUCGCUGAUGCCACAGUUAUCACAUUUAGCAGUCCAGUGUUUACGUCCAUAUUUGCUUGGAUAUGUCUCAAGGAAAAAUAUAGCCCUUGGGAUGCUCUUUUCACCAUGUUCACAAUCGCUGGAGUGAUCCUUAUCGUGAGACCACCAUUUUUGUUUGGUUCUUUGGGGAUCGAAGAAAGCUAUUCAGUCCACCUUAAGGGAACAUUCGCAGCAAUUGGACACGCCGUGUUUGCUGCAUCGACUCUAGUUAUCCUAAGAAAAAUGGGAAAAUCUGUGGACUACUUUCUGACCAUUUGGUAUUAUGUAGUACUUGGCCUCGUUGAAACUGUCAUCAUCCUCUUUAUAUUAGGAGAGUGGAGUCUGCCUUACUGUGGGUUGGACAGGCUAUUUCUCAUAUUCAUUGCACUCUUUGGUUUGGGGGCUCAGAUAUUUAUCACAAAAGCACUUCAAAUAGAAAAAGCAGGGCCAGUAGCAAUAAUGAGGACAAUGGAUGUGGUCUUUGCUUUUAUCUUUCAGAUUAUUUUCUUUAAUAACGUGCCAACAUGGUGGACAGUGGGUGGUGCUGUCUGCGUAGUAGCCAGUAAUGUUGGAGCGGCCGUUCGUAAAUGGUACCAAAGUUCCAAAUGAAGCAUCAUUGCAGAAAUACAUAUUUUUUUCAAGUACACCAUCACCUAAUUCACAGAUAGCAUAUGCACACAUCUGGAAAAUCUGCAUUUGCUUCGUUGGUUAUAUUUAAUAAAUUUCCUAAAGUACCAUUUUGGAAUAUAGUAUGUCUUUAAUUAGUUAAGAAUAGCUAGUCUGUUUGGCGUAACAAUAUUUUGGUAGCUUUGGUUUUGUUUUUUUGUUGUUGUUGGGGUCGAGUUGCUGAGAGGAGAGCUCACUGUUUGAAGAAAAACCAAAAAAUUUUAUGGCUAGUAAUAUUAUAUGUAAUUUUUAAAAUGUAUUUUUGGUACUGAUGGGAUAUGGGUGGGGAGGCCAUUUUAGAUAUUCUUUUAGCAGUGUAGAGCCUAAGAAACUUGGUUCUACCACCAUGAUCUUUACAUACUAUGCCUUCCAGACAAUUGAUAAUGCUGCUAUAAUUAGUAUUAUGUUGAUAAUUCAUUUGCAACCUUAUUCUAUUUAGGAGGACGAAGUUGAAGCUUAGAAUAGGUGCCUGCUUAAUGGUGUUAAUAAUACAGAUGAAUUAGCCUUAUUUUCAAGUAUUUUAUAAAUGAUUAUCAUACUUGUAACUCAUAUUUGUGCCUUUUCAUUUUAAUGCUGGAAUUUUUAUUAUGUCACCUCUAAAACACUUAACUUGCCAAAUUUGGCAAGUAGUUUUCUGUUUCAGUCGCAUUAGCAACUGCAGCUAGCAUUCUAUAAUUUUAAUUGUCCUCAGUUUUUUUUGAAACUGCUCUAAAUUUUUCUUAACAUUCCAGGAUUUCAGAUCUUUAAAUCACAAAGAGAAAUCUUGGCAUGACCAGUGUGCACAUUUCCAUCCUGAAGUGUUUUCUCUUCACUAGAAAUGUGAUUUUCUAUAAAUUCCCCUUGAAUUUAUAGUGUGAUGCCAAAUAAAAUUUUCUCAGGAUCUUAUUAGGUUGAACCAUAUGUAAUUGCCAAGAUUUUACUAUUUUAACUUAAAAAACCAUAGUUUCAUAUGGUUCACCCUAAUAGAUACCUCCCUUAUUCUCUAAAUGAAAUAGAAGACUUUGGAAUAUAUGUUUUUAAAGUAAUUUUUAAAAAUAUGAUAAUGUAUUAAACUUAUUUUUAUAGUUAUGAAAUUAUAUGUAAUAAUGUUUUAUGUUAUACAUUAAAGACUUGUGAAUCUAUGUUUGAUUGACUUUCGUAGUUUCCUGCAUUGAAAUAAAAAUCACUAUAAAUUCUAGUUUAUCAGCAUGAUGUUAAAUGUCAGUGCCAUACCUUGAUGCAGCACCAUGACACUAAUGCCACGAAUUCAAACAGCACAUUUUACAUCUGGAACUUCAUCAGACCAGUACUUUGCAGUUAGAGAGAAUUUAAUAUCUAGAAAAGCUUGGGAGGUUAGUCAGGACUUAGGGAGUACACAAAUGAUUCUUUGUUGUAACGAACCCUUUAUUGGUGAGGUUGCAGUAGCCUCCAGCUCUUACUGUGUCAGAUGAAGCAUCUGUCAUUAUCUUAAGCCCUCAGAGUUGAAAGGUUAUAGGCUCUUUUGUACCCUCUCAUCAUCAUUUUCCCAAAGCAAAGAGGAACUUGCCUUCUAGGAUUCAUGCCUUGGUGAGAAAGGAUCUUUUCCAAUAGUUAAAUGGGGGAAUUUUUGGCUUGCUGAUUUUAUCAAUUGCCUUGACACCUGACAAAUCCUAAAUGAAGUCUAUGUAGGUAAGUCAUCUCUAUUUCACCUAAUUUACAGUGUUGGAAUUUAGACUUGCAAAAACAUCACUCUGCAAAUACCUUAGAUAAUUAUAGAAUCAGGAGCAUUUGAGAACUCAGAGGUCUCAGAAAUCAUCACAUAGGGGCCAUGCUCCAUAGAUAGGGAUGAUAGAGAGGAGACCUGCCCAAGUUGAAUUUCCAUGGUCUUCCUCCCUCCCUUAGUUCCAUGAUAAAGUAUGGACCGUAAACCACUACUUGAGCCACCUAAGGUGAAUUAACUCUCAGGGAACCCUCUUCCAGUUCUUUACCUUGCACAACGAAAGAACCAAUGGCACCUAGAAAGUUAAAUCCCUUUAGGCCCAUACACUAGAGCAUGUUUUAUUUCAACAAUGUGGUUUAAGUACUUGAAUGUCACACUAUGUGACUGAGGUUAGAGAAAAUGUUUCUUCUAGCCCUUGCAGGUAUGAUUCUUAAACACAAUGUCCAAGGUGUAUACAAGGAUAUGUAUUGUAACAACUAUGGGUAUGUAUAUUUUCAGAGUGUAGUUUCCGUAUCUUGAAAAGUAAAAUAUUUUCAUAAAUUGUUUUUAUAAGUACUAAUAAAAUAAUAUGAAAGAAAGCUAUAUGUUGGUUGUUAUGAUUAUAGCAAACAUAUAAGUUAUUUCCCUUUCAACCCUGUGCUUCAAAAUUUAUUUUCUAUAGGAGAUUGACCUCUAGCCAUCCAGCUGGGAUAUAAUCUCAAGGUUUAAACUGUUUAUCUGACCCACUUGAACUAUCAAGAGGGUCAGAUGAACAGUGUAAUCUGUUUAUCUCUCCAAAAUAAAGGCAUUAAUCUUCUGUGUCAGUGAGACCUUCAUUCUUCUAGACCCUGAGAACUUAUAAAGCAGCUUUGAACUCUGUACUUUUUGUUCCUGUAGCAAAUCCGUUUCUAAAUCCUGAAGUCUUUCUUGUCUUAUUGUCUUCUUACUGUCUUAUGGAUUCAUUCUUUCCUCACCAUUUCCACUGCUACCAUCUUAGUCCAAGACUUAACACCUUACACCUGAAUUGCCACAACAGUACACUGGUUACCUGCUUCUAGACUCUUUCUUCUACUCUGAUUUCUGUCUCAGUGCCAACUCAGUGUUCCUAAAACCCUGCUUUCACUCUUACUUUGGUUCUCAUGAAACCACAGUGAUGCCUUAUUACACACCACAUCACAUCAAAUUGCUCAUCUGGCCCUAUUCCCACUUCUCCCACCUGAUUUCUACAUCUCAACACAAAUUGGAUACUCCAGUCAGCCUUACCACUAGCUCCCAUGUUUGCCAGUAGAGUCCUUCCUCUGCAUUUCCCGCCUGUCCUUACCUUCUCUUAUUUACCUUCUAAGGCCUGUUAGCCUCCAAUGCCUCAGCUUGGGCUUUUGUUUCCUCUGGACUCUAGCUUUUCCUACCUACAUAAUCCGUCUUGGAAGAGUGAGUAAAGCAUUGGAUUAGGAUCUGAAUAUCUAGUAUGGUUUUAUCACUUUUCAGCUGGGCAAAUCACCUAAUGCACCUGAGCCUGUUUUCCUCACUUGCCCAGUCCCUCUUGCAAACGAGUGCCAUAGAAGGGCUUGUAGACCAUUAAGAAGGAUGAAAACAUAAGUAUUCAACUGUGGUUAAGAAUGUAGAAUUGAGUAUUCACUCUCCUCUUCAAAAUGAGGCUUAUAAGAGAGUCCUUACUCCUGAGCAGCCUCACCAGGAACCAUAGGAACAUGCCUAUCAGAAUACAAACUCCAUUUGGCCCCCUCCUGCUAGCACAGAAUUGUGCUGCUGUUGGAAAGCUUUCACUUCCUAGCUGAUCUUCCCAGGUAGGGCUGCCAAGGAUCACCAGUCCUUUCAUGCGCAAGUGUUGCCACCUUUCCAGUUCUGUCCCUAGCUCUGGUCUUAUAUGGGUAUUAUACUUGGCUCUGACCUAGGGAAUGGGCCUGAAUCUUGUGUGUUUCCUGUGCACUAUGUACUCAGCAUGCUUCUUUUAGCCUCUUAUCUAUUGCACCCAGUAAGCAUAAUUAGUCUCUUGAGGGCAUUCUAGUAGGAAGAGAGCCAGAUGUCCUUGAUAGCACCCUGGUGUCUGAUCUGGUGUGUAUGGAUCCAUGGUCAAUAAUGGGCAUUAGAAUUUGGCUAUAUGGGUGAAGGCUGGAUAUACGAAUCCUGGACACUACCCUAAGCAUGCUGUUUUAUGCCCCCUUUGGUGCCUUAUAUCAAAUCUAAUACAGCUACCAUAUUCACCUAGAAUUCUGCAAGAUAACCUAUUAGGGACUCUGAUCCACAAAGAUGGAUCCACGUUUUAGCCUAUUUGAACAUUAAGUUUGGAGCUGGACCUGGGAAAACAAUUCACAGCCCAUGAACCUUGGCACUUCUCAUCUCCUGGAAAUUGGGGGGUGGGUUUUAUAGCAAGAGGGUAAGGAGAAGACAUAGCUGUUUUCAAGGGAGGGCAGGAAAUGUAGCAGAGAUGCCCAGUACACAGGAAAAGGUUCCACCGGGCCCAGGAAAUGUCACUACUAGAGAAAGGAGCCUGGGUCUCUUCUACUAAACUUUCAUGGUUCUAGAAACCAUGUGAGAUUAAUACCAGUAAGCCUGAUGAAGCAAAGGAAGUAACCUAGAUUCAUGAUUAGUUGCCAGGGUGGGAUCAGGAAAGUAUAAAACCAUAGUUGAGCAGAAGUAGACUUGGGCAGGAGGAAAUGUGUUCAGGUGAAUGGUGCAGCACAAAAGUACCAUGCCAGGGUUGGGAGCUCUGUGGUGCAGCAGAAGUAGAUGGAAAGACCACGUCAGAGAAGUGCAUUACUAACCAGAAGGCCUGUAUCUGAGGAUAUAAGAACCCGGCCAUUCUUACAGCUGUUCGAAGUAUACUUGGCCAUGAUUUAAGAUUAAGCUGUAUGUGUCAAGAACACACCAGAAAGAGAGAAACUAAUAAUACAACUAUCUUUGAUUUUUUCUAUGAUUAUAGCAGGUGCUAGCUCAAUAAUAUUGGAAUUGAAUUCAAAGCAAUAGCAGAAUUCAGAAUGGACUAACGUUUUCUUUCUUUUGAUACUCCCCCUGGGAAAUCAGCCACAUUGCUGUGAGGAAGCCUGGGUUACAUGGAAAAGCCCACAUGGAGAGGCCCAUGUGAAGAGGAACGGAGGCCCCAACACUUGGCCCCAUCUGCACUACCAGCUGAUAGCCAGCACGAGCCUGCCAGCCCUGUGAGUGUGCACGCUGGGAAUGGAUCCUCCAACUCUCAGAGUCUGCAGACCAUAUUUAAAUUCCCACAUGCUCCACGAUUGAAGAGAAUACAAAAGAUGAAACUGAAGUUCACCAUUUUAAUAGGACUAUAUUCUCCAAGAUCCCAGAACGCAUGUGUGACCCUGAUUCAGAUGUCUGCCUUCCUAUGGCACCAAAACAAUUUUUACUUGGAAAGGACACUAACAUUUAUUGAAUAAACCUCAUCUCAGCCAAGAGCUUCUUAAUCUUUGUCUCGUUCCCUCACCAACCCUGGGAGAUAGACUGAUUGGGAACUGAAGUUCAAAGAGGUUGAAUGGGGUUACCUACCUGUUAAAUUCUAGUCCCCUCAGUAGUAAAUGAUGAGGCUGGGCCACGUGGUCUGCCUGACUCCAAAGACCUUGCCCUUUCCAGUACUUCAUGCUGCCUCCAUACUUGAGGGUGGUAGAAUGCAGAACAGGGAGUCACUGUAGCAUUUGUCACUGUGGUGGUGAAAGGACUGUUUUUUAGCUUUGGGAUUUAGGGAUACAUAUGUCCUCCUUCCUCCUUCCCCUCCUAGAGCAAGAGCUAGAUGUGAAAGAAUAGAAGGUGAUGACAACACUGCAUAUAUUUCAGUUUUAUUUCUUCCAAUCUACUAAUCAACAUUUGUUGGGAAGUAGCCAUAAACAAUCCUAGCCAAUGCAAGGAAACACCAAAUAUUGUCAAGCCCUCACAUUGGUCAUAAUUGGAAGCAAACAUGACAUAUAUGGACUAUAUAAUCAGUUUGUGAGGGCUACAGCAAGAUGUUGUCCAAGAGCCUAGGCAUACGCUGGCUUCCUACAGCCUCCAAGCAGGAAAGAAUGGAGCUAUACACAGUCAUCUGAAUAUACAGAAGUGAACCCUGGGUCAGCCACAUUCAGCUAUAACUUCCCCAUACUGUUUCUACAGGUGCAAUGUGCCAAUCGGAAGAAAGGUGGCCAGCCUCAGGAGAAAGAAAAGGAGAGUGACUCUGGCAGGCCUGCUCCAUUGUAGAGAUGAGAUACACCAAGAGAGUGAGUUCCCAACUUUUCUCCCAAAAGCACCCCAAUAGCUGAGAAGAAUCUGGAGGCAUAGCUACCAUCACAGCUAUACUAAUCACCAUCCUUUACUGUGUCCUUCAGGUGUCUGUCCUAGCUAGUUUUGUGGUCUGGCUCCUUAAGUCCCUGAAACAAGUCUGUUUAUUUUCAUCAUAUUGAUGAGGUUAUAGAGCUUGGACAAAUUACAUGACUUUUCGAAGGUCACAUAGCUAGUAAAUGUCAAGUCUUAUUCUCAAAACCCUGGUUUGUCCAACUCCAAGCCUGUGCUCCUGACUCCACUAUUCUACUGCUCACCCUAAGCCUAAAGCCGCCCAAUUCAACCUCAAAUCUUCUUGGAGGCUUCAUGCUUUAAAAUAAAAAUCCAUGCAAUUUUUUGCAUCCUAAUUAAUAAUAUAUCUGUGUGUUUUAGUGUAAAAUUUUUUUUAAAUUACCAAUUCAGUUUUUUAGCUUUUUAUUCCCCAAAUCUCGGGUACCCUAGGCAGAUGUGUCAUAUUUAUCCUGGGCUUUAUGCACCUCUGGUUUGAGGGACUCUUGAACUUCAUUUUAAGAAACAUGGCCUAAUGAAUACACAGUCAGGUCUUCAUGCCCCUGAACACUACAUUAUAAAAUCAGCACUCCUUGUUCUUUGUAUAUUUGUGUUAUCAAGUAACUAGGUGAUUAUAAUCUGGCUUCUCAUAUACCAUAAGCGUAGAAGGGAAUCAAAAGAUUGAGUACCUGAUUCCCUAAACUGUUAAAUUUCCCCUUGUAUAUUAAUAAAAUUUGUAUUGCUUCACAAAUAA
Chlorocebus sabaeus (green monkey) is the source of this 7913-nucleotide messenger RNA. It is a transcript of the gene SLC35G1, whose product is annotated as solute carrier family 35 member G1. Gene Ontology annotation, cellular component: plasma membrane; endoplasmic reticulum membrane. The record is from RefSeq and is a predicted model, not a curated record. Gene Ontology annotation, biological process: calcium ion export across plasma membrane; regulation of cytosolic calcium ion concentration. NCBI's taxonomy places the organism in Eukaryota, Metazoa, Chordata, Mammalia, Primates, Cercopithecidae.